Molecule: messenger RNA, 4929 nt
Organism: Rhincodon typus (whale shark)
Lineage: Eukaryota; Metazoa; Chordata; Chondrichthyes; Orectolobiformes; Rhincodontidae
Product: zinc finger SWIM domain-containing protein 6
Exons: 14
Coding region: 42-3365 (1107 amino acids)
Cellular component (GO): Cul2-RING ubiquitin ligase complex
Source: RefSeq, a predicted model, not a curated record
AUAACUUCCGUUUCAAUGUAACAGUAGCGAAGCGAGGCAGUAUGGCGGAGCGCGGUCAGCCACCCCCAAAACGGCUCUGCUGCAGGCCCGGCUUUAACCCUUCCAAAGCGCCGCAGAGGGCGGCCCCGGCUGGCAAAAGCUACAAGCCGGAGUCGCUGCUAGACAUUAGUGCCAGGAAAGUAGCGGAGAAGUGGCCUUUCCAGCAAGUGGAAGAGCGUUUCACCCGCAUCCCGGAGCCCGUUCAGAGGCGAAUCGUCUACUGGUCGUUUCCUAGGAAUGAACGGGAAAUUUGCAUGUAUUCCUCAUUCAAUUAUUCGGCCGAGGACGGAGGGGACGACGAGAGCAGACUGCCUUUUAAACGGGGCAUCGCACUGCUGGAAAGCGGCUGUGUGGACAAUGUCCUUCAAGUCGGAUUCCACUUAAGUGGCACAGUAACUGAACCUGCCACACAGUCGGAACCAGAAACUGUUUGCAAUGUUGCUAUCAGCUUUGAUCGUUGCAAAAUUACCUCAGUGACCUGUGGCUGCGGAAACAAAGACAUCUUUUAUUGCGCGCAUGUUGUAGCACUCUCGCUGUACCGGAUUCGCAAACCUGAUCAGGUCAAGUUGCAUCUUCCCAUUUCAGAGACACUUUUUCAGAUGAACCGAGACCAACUGCAGAAAUUUGUUCAGUAUUUGAUCACAGUACAUCACACAGAAGUUCUGCCUACUGCCCAAAAACUAGCCGAUGAAAUUCUCUCUCUCAACUCCGAAAUCAAUCAAGUACACGGUGCCCCUGAUCCAACAGCAGGAGCCAGCAUUGAUGAUGAAAACUGUUGGCACUUGGAUGAGGAACAGGUUCAGGAACAGGUUAAACUCUUCCUUUCCCAGGGCGGUUACCAUGGAUCUGGAAAACAGCUGAACUUGUUGUUUGCAAAGGUGCGGGAGAUGUUAAAGAUGAGGGAUUCAAAUGGUGCUCGAAUGUUAACAUUAAUAACAGAACAAUUUAUGGCCGACCCCCGUCUUUCUUUGUGGAGGCAACAAGGAACAGCCAUGACUGAUAAGUAUAGACAACUCUGGGAUGAACUAGGUGCUCUGUGGAUGUGUAUAGUCUUAAAUCCCCAUUGCAAGCCUGAACAGAAAGCAGGUUGGCUAAAGCAGCUCAAAAAAUGGAAUUGUGUUGAUGUUUGUCCCUGGGAGGAUGGAAACCAUGGCAAUGAGCUGCCCAAUUUAACCAAUGCUUUGCCUCAGGGUGCAAAUGCUAACCAAGAUACUGCAAAUAGGCCUCAUCGGACUGUGUUCACACGAGCCAUUGAGGCAUGUGAUCUCCACUGGCAGGACAACCAUUUACAGCACAUUAUUAGCAGUGACCUCUACACAAACUACUGUUACCAUGGUGAUGGUGAAAAUUCACUAUUUGACUCUCAUGGUUGGCCCCUAUGGCACGAGCACGUCCCUACAGCUUGUGCUCGGGUAGAUGCGCUGCGAUCUCAUGGAUAUCCCAGAGAAGCGUUGAGACUAGCCAUAGCAAUUGUCAAUACACUGAGGCGACAACAGCAAAAACAGCUCGAAAUUUUUCAGGCACAGAGGAAAGGAAUCACGACAAUAACCAAUCUUGAAGGCUGGGUAGGUCACCCGCUGGACCCUAUUGGCUGUCUCUUCAGCACGCUAAUGGAUGCUUGCAGAGUAGAUGAUGAAAGUUCUGGAUUUUCUGAAUUUACAGAAACAACGGGGCAGUUGAAACUGCUGGAGUAUCAGCAUCUACCGGCCCACAAGUUCCUGGAAGAUGGGGAAUCUUAUUUAACACUAGCUGUUGAAAUAGCAUUGAUUGGAUUGGGUCAGCAACGAAUAAUGCCCGAUGGCUUGUAUGCGCAGGAGAAAGUCUGUCGCAAUGAAGAACAACUGAUUGCAAAGCUGCAAGAGAUAGAAUUAGAUGACAUGCUGGUGAAAAUUUUCCGGAAACAAGCCGUUUUCCUGUUGGAAGGUGGACCUUACAGCGGCCUGGGUGAAAUAAUUUACCGAGAGAGUGUCCCAAUGCACACUUUUGCCAAGUAUCUCUUCACGUCUCUCCUACCUCAUGAUGCUGAGUUGGCGUAUAAGAUUGCACUGAGAGCAAUGCGGCUGCCCGUGUUGGAAUCCGCAGCACCGACAGGAGAUGUAUCACGACCCCAUCACAUUGCCUCUGUUGUUCCAAACCGUUAUCCACGCUGGUUCACUUUAAGCCACAUUGAGUCUCAGCAGUGUGAGCUGGCUUCUACAAUGUUAACAGCUGCUAAAGGAGAUGUAAUGAGGCUGGAAACAGUGUUAGAAUCCAUACAAAAGAACAUUCACUCCUCAUCACACAUCUUCAAGCUCGCCCAGGAUGCGUUUAAAAUAGCAACUCCUAUGGACAGUUUGCCCGAUAUUACCCUUCUCAAAGUGUCCCUGGAGCUGGGUCUUCAGGUUAUGCGAAUGACAUUAUCAACAUUAAACUGGCGCCGUCGUGAGAUGGUACGAUGGUUGGUAACAUGUGCUACAGAAGUAGGUGUUUAUGCAUUGGACAGCAUUAUGCAAAGUUGGUUUACGUUAUUCACCCCAACUGAAGCUACCAGUAUUGUUGCCACUACAGUAAUGUCUCACAGCACAGUUGUUAGAUUGAACCUGGACUAUAACCAACGGGAGAAACUAGCCAGCAGUGCAAGGACGCUUGCACUGCAGUGUGCAAUGAAGGAUCCUCAGAACUGUGCCCUCUCAGCUCUAACCCUGUGUGAAAAGGACCAUAUAGCUUUUGAGACUGCUUACCAAAUAGUUCUAGAUGCUGCCACGACUGGUAUGAGUUAUACACAGCUCUUCACAAUUGCUCGGUACAUGGAGCACCGUGGUUACCCAAUGCGGGCCUAUAAGCUAGCCACUUUGGCAAUGACGCAUCUCAACCUGGGUUACAAUCAGGAUACACACCCUGCCAUUAAUGAUGUCCUCUGGGCAUGUGCACUUAGCCACUCCCUUGGGAAGAAUGAGCUAGCAGCUAUAAUACCUCUGGUGGUUAAAAGUGUUCAGUGUGCUACAGUACUUUCUGACAUUCUACGCCGGUGCACUUUGACCACACCAGGAAUGGUGGGACUACAUGGACGGAGGAACUCUGGGAAAUUAAUGUCACUGGACAAAGCGCCACUCCGACAGCUCCUGGAUGCCACUAUUGGGGCCUAUAUAAAUACAACGCAUUCACGGCUUACGCACAUUAGUCCACGGCACUAUAGUGAGUUUAUAGAGUUCCUAAGCAAGGCCCGAGAGACCUUCUUGAUGGCUCACGAUGGACACAUCCAGUUUACACAAUUUAUUGACAACCUGAAGCAAAUUUACAAAGGCAAAAAGAAACUCAUGAUGUUGGUGCGUGAGCGAUUUGGUUGAUCAGCACGCUGUCAUAUCUUUUUAUUGAGCCUGCCUUUGUACCCUUUUUAACCUAAACCAGAGCCACACCGGUAUUAUAUGUGUAUAGUAAUGAACAGUUCACAAACUUUAACCUUGUUGAUUGUGAGAUUUGUGUGUUUUUUUUGUAUGAGAAAAGAGGAAAAAAAAGAAUCAGUUUACACUGAGUACAUGUUGUCAAGUGGCAAAAGUCCACGUCGCUCCUGUCCUUUGUAUGUACAUUCACAGCCUAAGAGUAUGGCUUUAAACCAAACAGACACCUCCAUCCUAAGUGAUAAGUACCUCGUAUGGAUUCAGCUUUACUCCUUCGUCACUCAUCCUUACAUUUCAGUGUAUUAAAAAUACAAGGCUGACCACGUGGCUUUGCAGUGCUGUUCAUCCAGAAGCAUGGCACACGUUGCUCGUGCAUGUGUAAUUAGCGACUGUCAACAUACAUUCUCAGGGAUUUAUCGAAGAAAGAAUGAGAGCAUUUAUUGUACUGUAUAUAUUAUAGUAUAUGUCUGAAUAUUGAAAAAAAUAUACGUAACAUUUUAAUUUAUAAAAUAUUCUAUGUAAUGCAAAAUACUUGAAGCUGCAGUAGCUUGGUAUAAAAACAUAUCAGAAGGACUAAAGUGCGCCUUGCUUCAGGUUGGCUCAGGUGGAGAAUUGUGUGCUGGACAUCUAUGCAGAGCCACCACCUCUGUUGCAUGAUUGGACUGAUAAUUAGUUUGAGAAAACAUAAAUUUUAAAAACGAAAAAAAUCUGCUUGUAACAAACACCAUAGUUAAAAGGGGCAAAAAAAAACAAAUUACAGCCAGAGCAGUAAGCCUUAGCAUUAAAAGUAUUUGCCAGAAUCAGGCUUUGUGCCUCCUAGUCUAGAACUGAACUACAACAAUUUAAGACAUCCUUGAAAAGGUUGAACUAUGUGUUUUACAAUAAAAAGAUGUUACAGUAGGCCUUUGCAGUGGUAUAGUGAAAUGCUACUUAUGUGCUCAAUAACAUAUAUUAAUCUGCAUUGGGAACUGACUUUGUGCAGGACAGGAAGUUGCUGUGUAGUAAGACUGUUCUACUUUUUUUUUCCUCCAAUAGAAUUCCUUGAGAGAGAACAGCCUUCUAUCUUGCCUUGUCUUAAUGCUUUAAAAAAUAACCAAACUGGACAUCUAACUACCAAACUGUUCAUUAAAAAUGACUUUGGUUUCUAUUUUGAGUCUUUAAUUUAGCAGAACUGUUCUGUAUCUUGUGCUUUAUAAAAGAGUUUUUACGUUGGGUGCAAAAUGUUACUAGUGUCACUUGUUCCUUCCACUAGGGAAAAUGCUAGAGGUAUGUUCUGUAGCUUUUUUUGCUGUUUAGGAAAAAGAUUAUAAUUUCUUGCUCACCAUUUUAUUUAUUAUAGUAGGUGAAAGAUUGUACUUCAUCGCCCGUGUAAACAUGCUCUUGAAGUUUAAAAGUAAUUAAGAUUUGAUACACUGAUAUCAAUUUAUUUAUGUAACUAAAUCACUGUUUUAUAAACUUGUUAAUGAUUCAACAAUUUUUUGUUUUGAUUAAAAUUAGUUUUUUGAAAGUUAAA